Molecule: messenger RNA, 1032 nt
Organism: Daphnia pulicaria
Lineage: Eukaryota; Metazoa; Arthropoda; Branchiopoda; Diplostraca; Daphniidae
Gene: SCCRO
Product: DCN1-like protein 1
Exons: 5
Coding region: 156-929 (257 amino acids)
Biological process (GO): protein neddylation; positive regulation of ubiquitin-protein transferase activity
Cellular component (GO): ubiquitin ligase complex
Molecular function (GO): ubiquitin-like protein binding; cullin family protein binding; ubiquitin conjugating enzyme binding
Source: RefSeq, a predicted model, not a curated record
UUCGUUGAUAUAUACAUAGUACAACUUCAUAUUUGAGCCAGUGGCAUUGGUUGUGAAUCUAAGUAAAACAAAAGUUGUAUUUCUCAGCUUUAUCAAAAUAUCAUCUGUUCGAACUGCUGAGACGAAUAAAAAUAGGAUUGACUUGUGUUUAUAUUAUGCACAAAUUAAGGGGAAAUCAAAAAGAGAAGGUUCGUCAGUUCAUGGGCUUUACACAAGCCAAUGAGAAAACUGCAAUUGCUUGUUUGACCCAGCAUGAUUGGAGAUUAGACAUUGCAUCUGACCGUUUUUUUCAAAAUGCUGAGCUAUACUUCCGGGAUUCCCAGCCUAGGCCUGUCCCUGUAGACUGGAAGAAGAUAGAACAACUUUUCGUCCAGUAUAGAGACUCCAGUGAACAUGAUAAAAUUCUUGCAGAUGGAAUUAUGCAUUUCCUUGAGGAUUUGGGUUUAAGUCCAGAUUCUAGACUGGUAUUGCUGCUUGCUUGGAAAUUCAAAUCUUCUACACAGUGUGUAUUUACAAAAGAAGAAUUUGUUAAUGGGAUGACUGAAAUGGGGUGUGAUUCAAUAGAAAAAUUGAGAAUGAAACUACCCACUCUUGAAGCUGAAAUUCAAGAUGCAAUAAAAUUUAAAGAUGUUUAUCAAUUCACCUUUAAUUAUGCUAAAAACCAAGGCCAGAAAGGAUUGGACUUGGAAAUGGCUAUUGCUUAUUGGAAUAUCAUUCUACGUGGCCGCUUUAAAUUUCUGGAUUUAUGGUGUUCGUUUUUGCAAGAACACUACAAGCGUUCUAUACCAAAAGACACGUGGAACUUGCUUCUUGAUUUUGCCCAGCUGAUUAAUGAUGACCUUUCUAACUACGAUGAAGAAGGAGCCUGGCCCGUCCUUAUCGACGAUUUUGUGGAGUAUGCCCGUCCUUUAUUAAACCAUUCGGGUUAGCAUAGUUUACUAAAUAGGAGUGUAAAAUUUCACCAACCAAGUAAUGCUUGCAACAAAUGCAAGCUUUGGGACGAUGAUGGCAAAUGUACAAAAUUUAAAAAUA